Cuscuta epithymum is the source of this 9497-nucleotide messenger RNA. Lineage: Eukaryota; Viridiplantae; Streptophyta; Magnoliopsida; Solanales; Convolvulaceae. The record is from the annotation of a GenBank genome assembly.
AGUUGAGUGAGACAUUCUAGGUGACGGAGCACUGUGAAGCGAGGCAGAUGAAAGAGGAGCUGAACAGCCCUGGUUCCGAUGGACAAACGCAAAAGGGAAUCCGGCGGCGGCUUAUCCUAGCGGCGUCGGGCUUGGUGAAGGAGCUGAGGCUGAGCUGUUGGUGAAGGAAGCCAAGACAGAGAAAUGGAGAAAGUAAGCAUUCCAUUCACUAAUCAAAAUCAGUUCCCACACCGACCAAGCCAGAGAAGCCAGAGAAGGAAGAAGAGAAACGUUUACACCCAUCUUAAGUCUCUCAUUGGACUACCGAAUCAGCUGAGUGAUGGCUUCUCCUGGACACUUUUGAAGUGCAUCCCACAUGACCAGAACAGUCAUUUGGUCCAGCUGCUUCGUCCUUUUAUUGCAGAAUGCAACUCCAAGUUAGCAGUGGCCCUUACCAUUAUGGAGGAAAGUUUUCUUCCAAUGGUGGAUCCUAAAACGGGCACAGACAUGAUACCUCAAGUUAUCUAUAAUUGGGGAUCACAGCCCGGGCGUCUGAACUACCGCGGAUUUUACACUGUUGUUUUGGAAGACGACGACAUUAUGGUGUCCGUGGCAACAAUUAGGAUCCAUGGGACUAAGGUAGUGGAGUUACCUUCAAUUGCAACUUGCAGCAAAUCCUGCCGCAUGGGAAUGUGCCGCCGGCUUAUGAAUUGCAUAGAGAAGGUAUAUAGAAAAGGAACGGGAAGGGGGAAUCGAGGGGAAUCGGGAAAGAAAGAAGAAAGGGGAAACGGGAAAGAAAGAAAGAAAGGGAAAGAGUAUAAAGAAGGAACGGGAAGGGGGGAAUCGAGGGGAAUCGGGAACAAAAGAAGAAAGGGGAAACGGGAAAGAAAGAAAGAAAGAAAGAAAGGGAGAGAGUAUAAAGAAGGAAUGGGAGGAAAUAGGAAGCAGGGAGGGGAAGAAAAUUAAGUUAUUUAGUUAAUUAAGUUAUUUAAUUAUGUUGAAAAUAGAAAAUUAAUUAUUUAAUUAAUCAAGUUAUCUGUCAGGCACCCUUUCUAAAUUACAAACUACUCUGUCAAUCAUUUAAAGCUGGUUACUAGUACGAUUCUGAAGUAUGUUAAUUUCGCAUCAUCUACUAUUGAGUUUCUUCUCUCUGGCUGUUUUUAUUGGUCCAUCAGUUUCACUUCCCCCCUUUACCUGUAUGGUGUGUAUACUAUGAAGUAUGUAGAGAUAUAAUAGCCUCAUAGGUAUUAUUUUGAACUGCUGAGUGGAAAACCAUUGCUAGGGUUGCAUUCUGUAGGUGGCUAAGAUGACUAGGUGGUUCUAUGGGGGUAUACUAUGUGUUACAAAUGAGUGGGAAUGGUGCUUACACUGAAGUGCCACAAUUAAAGAAGCCGUUUCCCUAUUUCUAUUAGGAGCAGCGGAGGUGAAGAAAGGGGGAAAGGGAAACGGGGAAAGAGAAGAAGAAGAAGAAGAAGAAGAAGAAGAAGAAGAAGAAGAAGAAGAAGAAGAAGAAGAAGAAAGGGAAACAGGUAUAAGUGAAGGAGUAGAGAGAAGGAACGGGAAAGAAAGAGGAAGCAGAAAGGGAAAAUUAAGACAGAGGAAGAGAAGAGAAAAUUAAGUUGUAUAAUUUAUUUAAUAAAAGAACUGGGUUUCAUUGAAUUCAUAAUAACUUGUACAAGGGUUUUAUCAUUCUCCAAGUUCGUUUCCUGCUUUGAAGAUAGUUCGUGCCUCCAGUUACAUUGAAAUCUAGUCUUGACUUAUGUUUCAUCAUCUGUCAGGCACCCUUAUUAAAUUAGAAAUUGCUAAUCAAAGGAAAUAAGAACACUGGGAAGCUUUUCUUAAUGCCAGCUGGUACCAAGGGCCAACUUUAGGUCUUUAGCAAUUCUAAAGUAUGUUAUUUUCACUUCAUCUACUAUUGAGUUUCUUCUUUUGGUACCAACUACCAAGGUCUAUUGUGAAGAUCCAGGCCUCAGUUACAUUUGAAACUAGAAAUUUAGUCUUCUGUAAACUCAUGUUUUUGUGUUGAGAUAUAUAAUAAUAGCCUCAUAGGUAUCUUGUAUUACUCCUGUUCGCUACUUAUCUCCACAUAUGACUUUUCAUGGUCAUCGUGAAAACGAAAAUGUGUCGAGAUUUAUCCUGCUAGGAAUUUUCUCACAACACCAGUAUCUUCAGUUAAAUACAGUUGAGCUUGACGACCGAUUGGAGGCCACCUGGAUUCCCAUCCAAUCUUAGCCUUUGAGAAACUGCCUGGGAAGUUUCAUUUCCAAUUCAGAAAGCUUGACUUUGCCACAGUCAUGUACGAGUUGUGAGCGGUUAUUUCUACUGGAUAAGGAGUGCUGGCAGCCUCAUGAUGGGUCUCUUGCUCGGGUUUCAAAUAGAGACUGUUCAGGGUUUGUCAGUACGAAAAAAGAAUUGAGAUCUCUGCUUUCCUUGUCACAAACACUUGGUAUUGCAAUAAUAUAUCCCAGGGAUUUGCGCAAGGUGAGAAGCACUUUGAGACCAAGCCUGCAAACUCAGAGAAGAAUUCUGCGAGUUCGAAGAGACUUGCACAAGGUGAGAAGCAGUUUGAGAAGAAUUCUGCGAAUGAGGAUCUUCUGCUGGCGACAAAAUCAGCGCAUUCGAGGUCACCUGCGAACUAAGAGUUCUGUUCGAGACAAAGCUGAAGUGGCUUGGGAUGACAUCUGAUUUUCAGUUGGCCGACGGUGUCUAGGAGGGCUCCUCGCUUGGCCUGUAGGUCUCCGGUGACGCGAACGUUCGCACAUCUUGUCCAACCAGAUUCGCAUCUCCUUCGCCCAAUCACUUUUCGGCCAGCUUCUCCACUUUUCUGCCGUCAACCUUUUGCGCUAGCUUCUCCCCUUUUCCGCGCUAAGCAUCAUGGUCGGAUCUUCCAAGCUCCCUGCGCAGUUCCUCUCCGCCUUGCGUAGACACACGCUUCUCAGUGUUUGCGCGCAAACCAGAGGCAGCUGAUCUCAAUGUUCCCUAUGCUGCUCCAUUUAUUUAUCGUGUGACUUAGAUCGAAGCUUCCGAGGGACAACGGCUCUGAUACCAAUGUUAGGGACCUCAACAUUAGGGACCUCAACAACGCAGCAGAAUUUUAGUAUUAUAUUGAUUAAAAAACUAAGAAGACAGUAGCGAUUGCAAUGGUUGAAACGAGAGAUCAACGUAAACUGAAAAUAACAUGGUUGAGACUUGAAAAGAGGCCUCACUCUCCCAGCCUAAUUCCAACUGAAAUUCUGCCUACCUUCUUCCUCCCUCCUUCCCCCUUUUAUAUCAUUUCUCUUCUUAAGGGCUGGCCCAUAUUUCAUGAAUUACAUGGCCCAAAACAUUAAUUUAUACAAUUUACACUCUAUUAAUAAUACUCUAUUAUUCUUAUUGUUAUUGGCUGUCCAUGUCCCUAUCAAAUAAUGAUCAAACUCCACUUACUAAUAAAAACUUUGGAAUAUUAAUUAUUACCAAAGUCACUAUAACUACUUUGUUAUUGCUACUACUGCAGUCAGAGGAUUUGGUGCUAUCCGGAGUUGUUGAUGUUAAUGAGUGUUAUUACUCUUGACGAUGUACACUUGUACUUCGUCAAGUGGUACUGUUUUGACCUUGUAAUAAAUAUGACAUAAAGAAUAUAAAACCAACGUGAUACCCUAUUUUUACUUGAUUUGGGAACAUAUACUAUUAUCAUGAAAUUCAUACUUAACUCCGCGGUCAUCCACCACAUAACUCACAAUAAUUGUUAUUUGCUCUUUGACUGAAUUACUACUUUAUCUAAUAGUCUCCGCUUAUCUUUUUUGCCAUAAGUACUAAUACUAAAUUUGGGAUUGGAAGCAGGGGCAUUUGCUCCCCCAGCACCCAGGUCCUCUAUGCCCUAGCGGGAGUUGUGAGCGGACGAGGAAGACGGGAGAAAGACACUCUCUAAAAUCCCCUUCUGGCUUCAAAGAACAAGACACUAUCCGGUUUUAAUAAGUAAUUCAAUAUCCUAAUUUUGAAAUAACUUUCUGUCCCAUAUAUGAGACUUCUCGUCGUUGUUAAAAGCAUAUAAAGGGGUUCUAAAUUUUGAAGCCAUUUGAAAAAUCAAUGCGUUUUUAUACAUUUUUUAAUAAAAUAACUUUAUGUGGCUCAAUAUUAAUUCUUAUCAAUGGGAGUAUAUAUGCUUGAUAAGGUCUGCUUCUUUAAGUAUAAGUUCUUAAGUAUUGAUGAAUUUUUUGCUUACAACAAAUGUACUUGAGUGCAGUAAAAGUUUAACUAAUUGUACUUCAUCUAAUCAACCUAGAUAGUUUGAACUUAAUAUUAAUUAGAACCGGGGCGCAGUGAAUUACUGCUCAACUGUAAUACAACAUUUCUCUUCCGAAGUGAGGUUGAAGUCGCUUAAUUAACAUCACUCUUGUUUUGGUUUUGGUUUUCAUAAAUUGAUGUGUUUUAAGUUUCAUCAAUAAAGUCCUUGAUUUAUAAGGACAUAUGAUGCAAGAAAGUUAACAAAUUUGCACUGCCAAACAUCUUCUCAAAACACUGUUGAGGUGUCCAACAAUUUUAUGUUAUCAUUAUCUGUUUUUUAAAGGUGAUUAUGUCUGCUUGUGUCAAUCUUUGGCCAGUUUUGACUUCUUUCUUCUAUCUCUGCUUGUGUCAAUCUUUGUCCAAUUUGUUCUCUGAAUGUGUUCUCUCAGGAGUCACAGCAAGUGUUCUUCCCUUCGCUGCUUUUACCCAGUUCAAGGGUCUAACCAUUUUCCCUCCCUGUUCCUUCCAACAGCGAUGCCUUGUCCGUCAGAUCAGUUAACCCACUGGUCUUUAAGGCCAUUGAGAAACAUUCCCUUUAGCAUCUCUUGGUCAGCAAGUUUGAUAGGAGCUACAACCAUUUCGAAGUGAUCCCGGUACUCCAUUACUGAAUCAGUUUGCCUAAUACUGAGCAUAGGACCAAACGGGUUCUGUACUAAGUCAGGUUGGAAUCGUCGGAUCAAAGCCUCUUUGAAGUUAACCCAAUAAUGGUCAGCUGUCUGUUCAUCCCACCAUUGGUACCAGUCCAGAGCCUUAUCGGCCAUGGCGAUUAAGAGUUAAGACUAUCUCCACCUUGUCAUAAUCUGAUACCUGGUUUAGUUUGAAAUAACGUUCUACCCUGAUAAGCCAUCCAUAAGCAUCCUCACCGCUAAGCAGCGAUAAAUCUACCUUUCUACCCGUAUAGACACGUUCCCCGAACCUCGUAUUAACAGGCGUAAGAACCGAUUGAGAUUCACGCGGGUUACCUCUGGAACAGGACGCGUUCCACUUCCCGACAGUUGGCGUCUGCGAUUUGUCGUCGGUCGACCUCGAGUUCUUCUGCGGUUGCCCUGAACUUUGAGGUUUUGCAUUUUUCCAACAGUGCCUGCAUCCUUUCGUCCAUCAGUGCUCGCAUUUCUGGUCGCAUAUCUGCAAAUCUGCAAUUGAUCGCUCCAGCGAUUUCUCCAGAUUAUCUAUCCGAUGCUCCAUGUUCGAUCUAGUGAGGACCAUACACAGGUGCAACAAUCGUAAGCCUUGAUACCAAUGAUAGGUAGCGUAACAAUCAGUGGAAACUCGUAGUAUGUUGAUGAAGAUUUAAUGACGGAAAACAGAAAAUAACGAGACAAGAAGGUUGAGACUCUUCAAGUGGUCUCGCACUCCCAAAAUCCCAGUCCCGAUCCCAAAAUUAUGCCUUUCCUUCUACUCACAGCUCACCCCUAUUUAUUCUUUUUCUAAUGGGCCACCCACUUCUAUUUAGUUAUAGGGCCUAAACCCCCUAUGUUGUACAAUAUUAAGACGUAGUCGUAUUCUUAUUCUAGUAUUGUCUGAGGUCUCUAUCACUUUAGAGCACUUAAAAUUAUUCUUCUAUGAUGAAGUACCAUAACAUGAUACGUUACAGCACUUCAAAGUAAAACUUGUGGGAGGAGGUUCUGUAUCAUCAUGCUUUACAUUUUACUCGCAUUUGAUAUUUUUUUGUAUACCUUUGAGUACUCAUGUGGUGGAUGCUGAAAAUGAGGGUGGGCGUGCUGAGAAAAAGGCCUCCAAGAAGACUGUUAACUUUAAGGAACUUAAGCGAGUAGAUCAUAUUCUUGCUUCUCGACAAUGAUAGGUGACUUUAGUUAGACUAAAGAUCACUAUGUGUUCCUUUGUAUGAAUAUGCAUAUUAUAGCUGAAAAUUUAUUUAUGGCGUGUUGGAUGGUUCCGCAAAGUACUAGUCAAAUAUUCCCAAAGUAUAGUCUAAGUAGUCUUGCCGAUUUUGCCAACUGAUCAUCAUCAUUUCAUCAUCAUUUUCAUUUACACCUAUGGUGGGGUAAUGGGGGUCGGAUGUACGCAAUCUUACUCGUGUACUAAAGCACAGAGAGAAUGUUUCUGGAUGACCCAUAGUGAAAAUCGCGUCCAAAAUUGCAUGGACUGACUGUUGCCUCAUAACAAAAAAGCGCAGACAAUUUAGUGAGUCGUUUUGUUUUAUUCCAUCUUAUUCUCAAGCCAAAAAACAAUGAAUCUUUGGCUCCAUUGCAAAUGAUGGAAAGUGAUUUUGCCAACUGAUCAUGGUCAAAAUAUCCUCCGUGUUAUGUAAAUAAGAAGGGAAAGGGAAUUUUCUGUUUGUUUUGAUGUCUAUUUUCAGCAGCUAAAUCACAUGUGAUUGGUUGGAUAUAUUAUAUAAUCAUUCUACAUAAUUGUAAUGAUUUGAAGAAGAGUAAUUUUCCCGCUCAGUCUUUUAACCGCACGAUCCAGUUACAUACGGAUCCACGGCUAACACUUGCUGGCUCAGCAGCUCCUUCGUUCUGCAUUUUUAUUUCUCAGAUUUGGAUUUCUAUCCCUCAACCAUAUAAUAAUACGUAUUAAAUGAUUAAAUCACCUUCUCCGUUUUGAUUUGAUUCUAUCACCUUCUCCGUUCAGAUUUCGUUCAGUCACAUUCGCCGUUUGGAUUUCGUUCAGUCGUCUUCGUUAGAAAUCAUUUUAGUUUAGAUGCAUUCAUGGGUCUCUCCAUUUGGGUACGUGAUUUCUCGCUCUCUAUCGGUUCAAAAAAUCACCAGAGAUCGCGUACUUCAUAUGUCAGAGGUGCAUCGAUCAGUAUAUGAGAAGCACAACAUCAGUACUGGAAUCGACACUAUCGAGUGGGUAUCUUCACCGAAUGUUAUUGAAGGAUUUGAAAAGGAUCAUAUACUAUCAUUAUCAGGUUUAUUGGUCUUACUACUUCAAUUCACACAUAUCUUUCAAAUUGAGGGAUUAUGUUCUUAUUACUAACUUUAUUCAUGAUUGCAUUUCUUCUUGCUGUUGUCUCAAUGAAAAAAUAGAGAAGUGGUUCUUUGUUGCAUAUAGGAAAGUGACUUAAUGUUCCUCUUCUUGCAUUUCAUAUUGUUACUGAAUGUGAUCCUUUGCUCCAUAUAGAAAGUUACCUGCUCAAUUUGAUAAAUCGUAAACCAACUCCUUCAUUUGAUCUUGGAGAAUAAAAACUCAUCAUCUAAGUACAAUGUUUACCAGAAUGUGAUAAGUGUGCAAAUAAUAAUGAUGUGAAAAAGUUUAGCUGUUUUUGUCAAGCAUCUCGCCACUUCAACCCUACGAUCGUCCAAAUUAGAUCUACGGCUUUUUUCGCUUCCCAUAUCUGGAAUCGCUUUUCCACUAGAAGAUCCAUCUCAUCUCUCUCUUCCCUCACACAAACCAAAUAGCUCCUCAGGUCUCUCAGCCCUCACCCUUACAGAAACAAGUUAUGCUAAAGACCAAACAACAAAGUACAAUAAUAUGUGUGUGUGUGUGUGUGUGUGUGUGUGUGUAGAGAGUACUCUUCUCGUCAGGCCGGUCUGACGGGAACCUCCGUCCAGCCGAGCCCGUUUGGGCAUCUUCCCGGUGGAAUUUUUUGAUGAAACUUUUUGAGCAUGUUCCUUAUCAAGUCUAGUUUGUCCAUACUAAAUUUCAGCUCAAAAUUCUAUCGGGAAGGCAUCUAAAUCACUUUUUGAAGUUGACUGCGUCAAAAUAUACAUAUAAAACUGCAGUCAACUUCAAAAAAUAAUUUGAAUGCCUUCUUGAUCGAAUUUUGAGCUGAAAUUUGGUAUGGACAAACUAGACUUGAUGGGGAACAUGCUCAAAAAAUUUCAUCAAAAAAUUCCACCGGGAAGGUACCCAAACGGGCUCGGCCGGACGGAGCAGCCAGUCAGGCCGGCCUGACAUGAACUUUUCUCUCUCUCUCUCUCUCUCUAUAUAUAUAUAUAUAUAUAUAUAGCAAACAAGAGUUUAGCAACAGUCUGCUUUCUACUGGAAUUUUUUUGAAUCAGCUUCUUUUAACUAUGAAUAACACCAAGAAUGACUAUUCAUUAUUUCAAUCCACUGAUCUGCAACUAUGCAUUAUGUUAGUUUUCUAAUUUUUAGGAGUUCAACAUAACAUUGAUAAGACAUGCGAGUUUAUGUUUUAAAUCUCAAAGCCUAAGUAAUUUUUUGCCUCUUCAUAGUUAAAAGAAGCUGAUAUAUUUAUAAAUCAAAAGUUUAAAAAGAAGUUGAUAUAUAACAACUGGCAGAUCUAUUCCUCAUGCUUAUUCUAAUCCCUUGCUAUGUAUUUGUGCUAUGCCCGUUCUCUUUUUUAAGUGAAUGUGAUUCUAUGAUUAUCUUUCAUAUAUGGACUUAAGUGAUGGAUUCGAAAUAGUAAGAUCUAUUUGAACUUUUUCCCAAAAUGUAAUUUGGACACAUUGAAACUAUUAGAGAAAUUGUGCUUUAAUAGUGUAGACUAACUGAUUAAAUCUGCAGUACUAAAAGUCUAAUUCCUAAAGAAAUCAAAUCUUUAAUUUUUUUUAGAUCAAUUAUUUCUGUGUGAAAAUAAAAAACCCAGCUUGCGUUGCUGACUUUACAGAGCUUCGAGCGCCACCUGCUGAGGAUCCGAAUCGGAUUCUCGAGAUUCAUCACAUCAGGUUAGAGCUCGAUCUAAGUGGGAAUUGACUGGAUUGGAAGGCAUGGCUUCGAAGCGGAUCCUGAAGGAGCUCAGGGAUCCUCCUACUUCUUGCAGUGCUGGCCCUGUUGCUGAGGACAUGUUUCAUUGGCAAGCAACGAUAAUGGGUCCUCCAGAUAGUCCUUACACUGGUGGAGUUUUCUUGGUUACCAACCAUUUCCCAUCAGAUUACCCCUUCAAGCCACCACAGUUUUCCACCAAAGGUCCUACUUUCGAUCUGCUCUCUCUUGACGGACCCUAACCCUGAUGAUCCCUUGGUACCAGAAAUUGCACAGAUGUACAAGAUUGACAUAAACAAAUACGAGACUACAGCAAGGAGCUGAGCUCAGAAGUAUGCCAUGGAAUAACCUCUGCUUCAAGUAGACCUGGCCCUUGCAUCUCAUUUUAAGUAUUUGAUCAUCAUCGACUCUUUAGUUGUUUAAUUUAAUGGGCAAUGGAGAAGUCUGUGUCUUAAGUGCGAUUAAACAUUUCCUUUGUAUUGUGAUCUGUGAAAAACCCAGAUGAAUUGCUUUCUCCCAAAAAAAAAAUCAAAUCUUUAAUUUAAAUCUGCAGUACCUUAAAUUUAUUUGUCAUAGUUGUAGCUUUACAGGUUUUGUUCAGAUUUGCUUCUUUUGUGUGAUCU